Molecule: messenger RNA, 1395 nt
Organism: Caenorhabditis bovis
Lineage: Eukaryota; Metazoa; Nematoda; Chromadorea; Rhabditida; Rhabditidae
Source: the annotation of a GenBank genome assembly
AUGUUAAACCUACGACCAUCCUGCGCUUUUAUUCAGCGCAUAUGUGCCCAACAAGUUCGUGGCAUGAAAAAGUAUCAAUUUCCCGUAACAUAUGAAAACGUUCGUUUUCCACCAAAUGGGCAAAGAAAACUUCCUGUUAUGCCAUCUGAACCUUUUUAUGAUGCGGAAAAGGGUGAAAAGAAGUAUAAAUCUACAAAAAGAAUGAUUGAAGCGAGAGGAGUGGAAGAAAUUCACACCGAGUUGAUUCAUGAGCAAUAUGGACUUGCUGCAGUAUCUGGUGGUUUUAUCAGUAGCGAUGAUUUUAAAUUUUUACAAGAUCGCAUAAAUAAGAAUUUAAUUGAUAACCAGUUUGCAAUUUGGAGAGUUGAUCCUCCAUGGCUUCCAAGAACAAAAAAAGCUCAAGGAACGCGACUUGGAGGUGGAAAAGGAUCAAUUCAGAAGUAUGUGACUCCGGUUCGCGCGAACAGGAUCAUUCUGGAAGUCGGAGGGUAUAUCACAGAGAUCGAAGCCAAAGCAUUCUUGUUAUACUUGUGCGAGCGAUUCUCAUUUCCCGUUGAAUUCGUCAGCGAAAAAAUGCUUGCCGAACGACGAAACAGUCCGAUGGCCUUAGGAGAGGAUGACAUUCUCUCAAUACCAUUCAAAUAUUUUGUCUUCUGUAUCGGAGGUCUUCCGGCUUCUGCUUUGCUCAUUUGUGUAUUCCUUGCGCUGACACUUCAUUUCGAGCAAUCGACAUCGACACAUUGUAUGGUUGACAAUUGGCUUCCAUCAAUAUCCGCCGCUGUCUCGACGUAUGCGCCGGAAAAGUAUAUUUGGAGGAUUUUAAUUGGUUUACACAUUGGACCGCGAUUUGCUGUUUCCGCCGCAUUUAGGAAUUAUUUGCUCAGUUCCCCGCUUCGACCUUUAACUGGAUCAUAUCGAUUCCGACAUCUCUGCAAUUUCGCUUGUUUUCUGAAUAUUUUCGAAAAUUUCUUUCUUCUAGCUUUAACUUCGAUUUCAUCAAGUGAAGAUCAUGGAAUGCACGCAAAAUGUUUCGGAGGCUUUGCGAUUUGUUCGAUUCUUUAUAUGGUAUUGAGUACAAUUCUGUUCGAUCAAUCUGGAAGAAGACGAGCGACUAAUUUGGGCGAACGAUCAUAUGAAUAUAAGAUAUUAGGAGCGGCAGUGUUCAUAUUCUGUUUCGUAAUGGGCGCAUAUUUAUAUUGGAGGCAUAAUACGUACUGUGAGCCGGGAAUUUAUACAUUAUUCGCACUUGUUGAAUACUCGGCGGUUCUCUCGAACAUCUUCUUCCAUUGUACAUUAUAUUUCGAUUUCCACGGCAAAAGCAUCGCACUGACAUCGCUUUCAUUUGGCGGCGGGCAUUAUUCGAUAUUGCCGACGCAAAUUGAAAAAGACACAUAA